Molecule: messenger RNA, 534 nt
Organism: Auanema sp. JU1783
Lineage: Eukaryota; Metazoa; Nematoda; Chromadorea; Rhabditida; Rhabditidae
Source: the annotation of a GenBank genome assembly
AUGGUUACCAUCACUACUGAUGGAGAAUACCAACCAUGGUAUGCAAGAAGGUCAUUCCCUGUCUUUUGCUUCCCUUGUCUUCCAGCUUAUAUGGGUGUUUGGCCUGCCAGACGAUGUGUUCUCAUGUUGGGAGCUGUCUUAUUCUUUGUAGGUGUUAUGAUUCUUCUUGCAAUGCUUCUCACAUGUAUAGCUGUUGAAUGUUCAAACAUUGCUGGUGCUUUAAUUCCUCUUGCCAUCAUUUUAAUUAUCGUUGGAAUACUUCUUUUCCAUUGUGGAUGGGCUGCUAACCUCUUGGAUGACAAGGGACAAGUUCCAAUCAAGAGAACUGUGAGAACUACAACAACAACUUAUCACGGAGAUCCAGAAAGCGAAGCUGCUGAACAACGUCUGUUCCAGGAAGCUGCCAGACCAGAUUUACCACAAGUGAAACAGGGAUACUGGCAAUUUGAGGAUCAAGAAUCAUGGCAAGCUGUAGCUAAUCCAUAUCCAAUUCAACAUACAUUGAAGAACUGCUUGGAACGAAUGCCAUAUUAA